Messenger RNA from Lineus longissimus, 1251 nucleotides. RefSeq names its product large ribosomal subunit protein bL21m-like. The record is from RefSeq and is a predicted model, not a curated record. Bases 1 to 618 code for a protein of 205 amino acids. Lineage: Eukaryota; Metazoa; Nemertea; Pilidiophora; Heteronemertea; Lineidae. Gene Ontology annotation, molecular function: structural constituent of ribosome. Gene Ontology annotation, cellular component: ribosome; mitochondrial large ribosomal subunit. The transcript has 6 exons.
AUGGCUGCCACUACUCGGCAUGUUUUUGGGCGUCUUCUUUCCAAGCAUAAUUUUGGUGCUUUGACACGACUUUCCACUUGUCAAUUAACAGAAAUAGGGUUGUGUUCACCAUGCCAGGUGCUUCCAGUGCAGGCUCCUUGCUGUCCUUUGGUCAGGAAAAGGAGCACUGAUCUCUCGCAAAAGGAAGAUGGAUCAAGGGUUAGUGCUUUACAGAUGAAAGAAGAGGAUUUCACAAGAGUUAUCAGUGAGAACAUCAAUUCAGUUGCUACAGAGGACAGAGUGGGGCGGUUAUUUGCAGUAAUUUACAUCAAUGGGCGACAGAGAAAAAUCACAACCGAGGAUAUCAUCAUCGUAGAAGGACAGUUUCCCCCGGAUAUAGGUGACAGAAUCAAGUUAGAAAAAGUUUUACUGGUUGGCAGCAAGGAUUUCACAGCUAUUGGACGGCCCAUGUUAAAUCGAAAUCAGACGACAAUAGAAGCUACGGUGAUUGAGAAGACAUUAGAGACCACAAAACCUUUUUAUACGUACAAAAGAAAACAGAAUUUCAGUCUUUUUAAAUUAUAUCGACAAGACCUGGCCAUGCUGAGAAUCAACAAAAUUGAAUUCCAUGGAGUAUGAUGAUGUUUCAUGUGAACUGUGCAAAGAUUAGAAAGGACAGUUCAGUAUAUCCAAUCCUGCCAGUCCAAGAAAGGGAGUCUCAAUUUAUCAUUUCAUAUGACUGGGUUAUGGACCAAACCAAUUUAGAUACUGAACUCUGAUUGACAGGGACUCUCAUAUUAAGAACUAUGGAUUUCAUUUACUCGAUUUUCAGAACUUGUUCAAGAAGGAGUGGAGUAUGAAAUUAAAAAGUUUUCAUUGCCUGAGUUACAAGGACUCAAUUGAAAGAGGUGUCAAUUGGGCAAAGAUUAGUAGGCAAGGAUCAAUGGUUCAGCUCAGACAUCUCUGAAGUGGAGUCUAUCUGAUUAAAACCCAUGAUGUUCAGGGGACCUAUUUUGACUCCUCUUCUUGCGUGUCUUAUUUUUAAAGGAGAGGAUUUGUUUUGUAAGACUUAUCACUUUCUACAGUAUGUACUGGGGAAUGGCCUGGGCCAGAUGGUCUUCAAUUAAGUUCGAAAAUUGCAUAUACCUGGGCUGAGUGUGUCAUUGUUUGCCCUGUGUGUGGGGGGGGGAUGGUUUAUUUGUUUAUACUGAUAUUUGUUGAAAAUGAUAGGAUGGGUCAGAAAAUAAAAAACUGUGGUAAACUAUUCAAUUC